Molecule: messenger RNA, 1596 nt
Organism: Gamsiella multidivaricata
Lineage: Eukaryota; Fungi; Mortierellomycota; Mortierellomycetes; Mortierellales; Mortierellaceae
Product: T-complex protein 1 subunit delta
Exons: 6
Coding region: 1-1596 (531 amino acids)
Biological process (GO): protein folding
Cellular component (GO): chaperonin-containing T-complex
Molecular function (GO): ATP-dependent protein folding chaperone; ATP binding; ATP hydrolysis activity
Source: RefSeq, a predicted model, not a curated record
AUGGUUGACGCAGCACCAGCACCUAGGACCGGAGGCGGAUCGUUCAAGGACAAGGACAAGCCCGUCGAAGUCAGACUUAGCAACAUCAUCGCCGCCAAGGCUGUCAGUGAUGCCGUCCGCACCUCUUUGGGCCCUAAGGGCAUGGAUAAGAUGAUCAAGACCAGCAAUGGCGAGGUUAUUAUCACCAACGACGGUGCAACCAUCUUGAAGCACAUGGCUGUUCUCCACCCAGCUGCUAAAAUGCUGGUCGAUCUAUCGGCUGCUCAGGAUGUUGAGGCUGGAGAUGGUACCACGUCGGUCGUUGUUUUGGCAGGAUCUUUGCUGGGUGCUGCUCAAAAGAUGCUCAACAAGGGCAUCCAUCCUACCACUAUCGCAGAGUCAUUUCAGAAGGCCUCUCACAAGGCCAACGAGUUCUUGACUGAGGUCGCCACAAAGCUUGAUCUUUCGGAUCGCGAUUCCCUUCUCAAGAGUGCCAGCACAUCUCUCAACUCAAAGAUCGUCUCUCAGUAUUCUGGAUUAUUUGCACCUAUCGCUGUCGACGCCGUCUUGAGGGUCAUUGACCCCGCCACCGCUGUCAACGUAGAUUUGAAGGAUAUUCGCAUUGUGAAGAAAGUCGGAGGAACGAUCGAUGAUACUGAGUUGGUCGAUGGUCUGGUCUUGGCUCAAAAUGUCCUUAAGUCUGCCGGAGGUCCCACCAGGAUUGAGAAGGCCAAGAUCGGUCUCGUUCAGUUCCAGCUCUCACCCCCCAAGCCCGAUAUGGAGAACCAGAUUAUUGUCAACGACUACCGCCAGAUGGAUAAGAUUCUGAAGGAGGAGCGUCAGUAUCUGCUCAACAUGGUCAAGAAGAUCAAGAAGUCUGGAUGCAAUGUUCUCUUAAUCCAAAAAUCAAUCCUCCGUGAUGCUGUUAAUGAUCUUUCACUCCAUUUCUUGGCUAAGCUGAAGAUCAUGGUUGUCAAGGAUAUUGAGCGCGAUGAAAUUGAGUUCAUCUGCAAGAGCACGGGAUGUAAGCCCAUUGCGGACAUUGACUCGUUUACAGAGGACAAGCUCGGUUAUGCUGAUUUGAUCGAUGAGGUUCAAGAUGCUGGAUCCCGUGUGGUCAAGAUCACUGGAGUCAAGCAUGCUGGCAAGACUGUUUCAAUUUUGUGCCACGGAGCCAACUCCCUUGUGUUGGAGGAGGCGGAGCGUUCGCUGCACGAUGCCCUGUGUGUCAUUCGCUGCCUGGUCAAGAAGAAGUACUUGGUCGCAGGAGGAGGGGCACCUGAAAUCGAGAUUUCUUUGAGAUUGCAGGAGUAUGCGAAGACGUUGCGUGGCAUGGAGGCACAUUGCUUCCAGGCCUUUGCUGAGGCAUUGGAGGUCAUUCCUAUCACCCUGGCCGAGAACGCCGGUUUGAACCCCAUCGCCAUCGUCACAGAACUGCGUAACCGCCACGCCUUGGGUGAAACCACUGCUGGAAUCAACGUUCGCAAGGGAGCUAUUACAAAUAUCUUGGACGAGAAUGUCAUCCAACCCUUACUCGUCUCUACAAGUGCGAUCGAGUUGGCUGCCGAGACCGUUAAGAUGCUGCUCAAGAUCGACGACUUGGUUCAAACGCGAUAA